CGGCCGCCGUACUCUGCGUCAUAGGUAAAUAGCUUCAGCUAGCCUGCAGCUAGCUGCUGGUGACCUGCAAUGGCGUUUACUCUGUACUCCCUGAUCCAAGCAGCCAUCCUGUGUAUCAACGCCGUUGCUGUGUUACACGAAGAGCGGUUUCUCAGUAAAAUCGGCUGGGGAGUGGACCAAAGCGUCGGAGGGUUUGGUGAUGAACCAGGCAUCAAAGUCCAGCUGAUGAACCUCAUCCGCUCUGUGAGGACGGUGAUGAGAGUGCCGCUUAUAGGAGUGAAUUCAGUCUGCAUUGUGCUGCUGCUUCUGUUUGGAUGAAGAACAGCAAAUCCAGGUUGGAUCAAGUCAGCCUGCUGCCACGAGUCCAUCCUCUCAGGAACCGGCCUGAAGAAUCGGCUGCAUGACCUGCCCCGUCAGCCUGAAUAUGAAUGUUUCUUUCAACAGCAAUAAAGUAAUAGGUCUGAUAAUCUUCUCCCUGCAGAGAUGAUUAGCUAAUUACAGAUUUUAUAAUUUACUGUCAGAGAUUACAUGACCUUUAGGUUUGUUUAGACUCACCAGAGAUGGGAGUCAGUUGUUGAAAAUGUUGUUUUAUUUGUCAAAAUGCUCAAGAAUAAAGAGUUUCUCAGAUCA
Molecule: messenger RNA, 630 nt
Organism: Fundulus heteroclitus (mummichog)
Lineage: Eukaryota; Metazoa; Chordata; Actinopteri; Cyprinodontiformes; Fundulidae
Product: immediate early response 3-interacting protein 1
Exons: 3
Coding region: 70-318 (82 amino acids)
Biological process (GO): endoplasmic reticulum to Golgi vesicle-mediated transport
Cellular component (GO): endoplasmic reticulum membrane; COPII-coated ER to Golgi transport vesicle; Golgi membrane
Source: RefSeq, a predicted model, not a curated record